Messenger RNA from Lasiodiplodia theobromae, 3105 nucleotides. RefSeq lists its product as uncharacterized. The coding region runs from base 1 to 3105 and encodes 1034 amino acids. The transcript has a single exon. The record is from RefSeq and is a predicted model, not a curated record. NCBI's taxonomy places the organism in Eukaryota, Fungi, Ascomycota, Dothideomycetes, Botryosphaeriales, Botryosphaeriaceae.
AUGUUUCCCGCUUUGCAUAAAAAGUUUAUCAUCUUCACGCCGUCACUCGCCUCAGCAUUCCCGCAAGCCACCUCAACACAGCUUAGCACGACAACGACCCAGACUUCGACCGCGCUGUCUCUGCCGACGGUCCUGCAAGUCCUCGUCCCGCAAUGCGCACAGAGCUGUUUCCAGUCGAUCCUGUUCGAUCAGUGGCCUUUGGGUUGUGCGAGUUCAGGUGAUCUGGAGUGUCUGUGCUCCCAGUAUAGCACCACUGGGCUUACCUUGGGAGAAGCGGCUUAUGGCUGCGCCUUCACCUCGUGUUCCUCAUCGGUUUCCGGCCUGGCAGCGACGUACGGCAUAUGUUCCGAUCAGGACGGCGCUGUGGCACCUACGCACAGCACGUUAACGUUCACGGCUCACACCACGAGCACUACUGCAUCGGCUGCAUCGUCGACUCUGAUCAGCAGCUCCACUCAUGGCACGAAUACGACGAGCACGCGGAGCUCUUCGACCUCGUCCACUUCAUCGUCGCGCACUAGCUCCCGCUCGACCUUGGAAACGUCUACGACGGCCGCGUCCACCACUUCUGGGGCGGCGUCCACGACUUCUGAGGCGGCGUCGACCACCUCUGAGGCCGCGUCAUCCACCACUUCCCAGUCCUCGGCCUCUUCCUCGGCUGCGGCGGCUGCGGCAGCAUCGUCAUCGGACCAUGGCAGUGGACUGAGCACCGCUCAGAUCGUCGGCAUUUCUGUGGCCAGUGUUGCGGCAGUUGUCUUGGCAGCGGGUGUGCUGUUCGUGCUCGCCUGCCUGCGCAAACGCGACAGGAAGAAAGAGGAGGAAGUCGCCGAGAAGCAGGGAAUGUCAGCCUUCGCAUUGACGCCGCCAUCGCACGACAGUGUCGCCAUGUCCCCGUCUGCCAUGGCACAGUUCCCAUCUCCCCCACGCGAUCGCAGGGAUCCGCGCGGCGGGACAGGCGUUGGCACCGGUGGAAUGACCAACCCGCAGGUGAGAGUCGUCGAUCCGUCUCCGCCGCGGCACCAGCGGACCCCGACGCCGCUGGAGAGCAUCGGCCUUGCCAUCACUGAGGACUCGCCAGCCGCGAGCUUCUCGAGCGACAGAACUCGGCUCCUGCCAGACAAACCGCAGCCGGUGCAUCCCCGCAAGCCUCUGCCUGUGCAGAAGUCUCCGGUGCCUACUUCGAUGCCCUUCAUUGAGAAGAAGAAGAAGAAGCAGAGGGACAGCUCGAUGAGUCAGGGCACCCUCUUUGAGGAGGACACCGCCGUGCGCAAGUCCAUGUAUCCGGUACGAGCGGUGCAGGUUCCCCCGCGCCAAGAUGCACCCGCCAAGGUUCCGCCCGUCAGGCCCUACAGACCUCCGCCGAGCUUUGCAGACGCAUACACGGAAAGCCCAGUAGAAAGUGCUCGGCAGCCGUCAUUGUCUCUCGCGAUUCCUCCUCAGGGACGCCAAAUCACACGCCAGCCGACUCCUUCUCCCCCGCCAAUUCCGUCUCCGUUAAGGAUCGGAGUAGCAAGACCGCCUAAUGUAGCUAAACCGCCGCUGCCAUUGUACCAUCCGCCCGCGGCACUGCCUGCGGCGCUUCCGCCAGCUCCACACAGCGGCAGCGCUUCGAGCGGCAGCACCAAGUUCACCGGUACCAACUCCACCGCCAGCUCAUCUUACAUCCCGGCGUAUUAUACCAGCCCGCCGACGAGCAUUAUGCAAACGCCGCCCGAGAGCUACACCGGCUUCACCGGGCCGCAGCAGCCUCCGCAGGCUGGUGCUGCUCCUCCGGUAUUCCUCGGCCAGCCCUCGUCUGCUUCGCGCCCGUCUCCACAACGGCAAGCUCAGACCAAUGCGACGGCCCCACAGCCCAUGCACAUGCACCAAACGCCUGCUGCUGUUUCUGCUGUCGCCCAGAACCGGGGAGUGCCGCCCCAGCCGUCUUUCGCGCAUCUUCCCGGGGGAACGACUGGCCAGCAAGCGCCGGCGCCGCUGCAGGGCUCGCAAGCGAACCCACCCGCCCUGCGUCAACAGCCCCCACCACAACCAGCUGUCGGUCAAGCUGUUCCUGCUGCUGUUCGUCAUGAUCACCAGCAGCAACAGGAUCAGAGGCGUCAAGCACCACCGCCUGUUCCCAGCGCUGCCAAUCAUCGCAACGGCCCGCUCCCUCCUCCGUCAUGGGCGUCAUCGACGCCGUCGUCGUCGACCGGACAACCCACUGCCAACCAGGGCAGCCAAUACCACGCCUACAGGCCCCCACUCCCGCCUCAACCCCGGAGCCCGCCUCGUCCACCCCGCCAAACGGCACGUCCACCGCUCGUCAAGGGUCCGCAGCGCUCCACGUCGAGCGCGUCGAUGACGUCCUUCGAGAGCGCGUCUCCAGGUGACCCGAGCCCGCCGGCCGAGGAAGAGUCCGACACGUCGGCGAAGCAAUUGGGAGGCGAUAGUGGAAGCCACAGCCAUCAUCCUCACGCGACCGUCACGGCACCGGCGUCAUCGUCCACACUGAGGCUGAACACCACGCCGCCACAGCAGCACAGUGACCGCAGCAGUGUGGAAGACAAGAGCCCAAUCUCGGAUAUCAAGUAUCCCAAGGUACCUCGCGCGAGCAAUCAAGCGGUACCGAGAAGCAGUCCGAAUGCUGGACCGAGAACGGCGACGCCCAGUCCUCGCGUGAAGCAACACGAAGGCGAUGGCGAUGUGGGAGGCAGCACCGGUUCACCCAAGGGAGGGUUGCAGGCACGUCGCGGCCGCGACGGGAACGGCCUGUUGAUCAUCGACAGCGGCGCGAGCACGCCGUCACCGCCCAGGGCCAACAACGGUCGUAAGACUACCCCGACGAAAAAGGCGGCUGGCGGCAGAAGUCCGCACACGCCGCAGGGGCAGAUCAUCAGGGGCGACGGUGCGCAGCAGCUCGACCACGACCCGGACCAGGCUCGCAAGAGCAGCGCCGCGCUGCCGCCCGAGCAGCAGCUUCCGAGCUGGCCGGGGCACGAAGGAGGUGGUCAGGGUGAUGUCGCCAUCAAGACCCCCAUGUGGGCGCCAAAGUUGACGCCGACCCGGCACGGAGACAACAUGUACCUCGCGGUGGCGUAUGCCAAGAAGGAGGGCAUCUCUGAGUAA